AUGUUCUAUUCGUUUAUCAUUUUAAUAAUUCUUAUCACAGUAGAUUGGUCUUUUGGACAAAAAUGCAAUCGAGAACGAAUACAUAGAUGGAAUGCUGAACAAAGACUUAUUUGUGAUUUACUUGAUAAUUAUCAAGUUAGAUGGGGUCGACCUGUCAGGAAUACGAGUGAAGGUGUGGAAGUACGAUUUGGUUUACAACUUAUUCAUAUAAGUGACCUUGAUGAAAAAAAUCAAGUGUUAAUCACAAAUCAGUGGCAAAUUUAUGAAUGGGAAGACGAAGCAUUAACAUGGGAUCCAGAAGAUUAUGAUAAUCUUAUGGAUAUACGUUUACCAAUAAAACGUAUUUGGCAACCAGAUGUGACAUUAUAUAACUAUGCUGAUACACGUCUUGAAGAAAAACGAGAAGUAUUGGCAAUUGUUUAUCAUAAUGGAACAGUUUUUUGGAAACCAAUGUCAAUUUUUAAAUCAACAUGUCAAAUCGAUAUUCGACGUUUUCCAUAUGAUCGUCAAAAUUGUUCAAUGAAAUUUGGUACAUGGACAUAUGAUAGUUCGAAAGUAAAUUUAAAAUUUUAUCGUAAUAUACAAAAAUUUGAUCUUAAUUCAUAUGUUAAAUCCAAUGAAUGGUCUAUUAUUGGAAAUAGUGCAUCACGUUAUACAGAAAAAUAUGAUUGUUGUCCAGAAAUUUAUGUUGAUUUAAAAUUUUAUAUUAAUCUUGAACGACGUGGUGGUUUUUAUAAUUAUAUUUUAAUAUUACCCUGUGUAUUAUUAUCUUGUUUAACAUGUAUUCUUUUUUGGUUACCUCCGGAAAGUCCAUCAAAAUUAGUACUUGGAAUGAAUAUUUUUACAUCGUUUUUUGUCUUGUUACUUCUAUUAUAUAAAAAUAUGCCAUCAAAUGCUGAACACAUUCCACGUAUAGGCGCAUAUUAUUGUUUAAACAUGGGAAUGAUUGCUACAUCAACAUUUUUAUGUACAAUUGUUGUUCAUAUUUAUUUUCGUGGCAAUGGACCUAUGCCAACUAUAUUAAGAAAAGUUUUUCUUGAAUGGCUUGCAACAUGUUUUUGUAUGGUACCACAUACAGCUGCACAUGAACAAUUUGUAACUCAUAGUUCAAUACCACCAAUAAAAGCGACGUGUGAUGGUGAUAAAUUUGAAAAAUUUGAAUUACUUAAAGAACGUUUUAAAUCAUUUGGUGAUAGACAUAUAUUAACAACAAACGAUGAUUUAGAUAAUGAAAUAUUAGAAAUAAAUCAUGAUUAUGAACAUGAACAGCAAACCGAUGAUAUUUUAACACAACAAAUUCAACAACAAAUAACAGCAUCACUUGCAUUUAUGACUGUUGAAACUGAUUUAAAAGAAAUAAGAAAUUUUUUACGUAUAACAAGAAAACGUAUGGAAGAUAAAGAAGCAAAAGCUAAAACUGUUAAUGAUUGGAAACAAGUUGCACUUGUACUUGAUCGAACAUUUUUUUUCAUUUAUUUGACUGCUAUUAUCAUUUCUCUUGCUGCUAUGUUUCCUAGAUAG
Messenger RNA from Rotaria sordida, 1521 nucleotides. The record is from the annotation of a GenBank genome assembly. Lineage: Eukaryota; Metazoa; Rotifera; Eurotatoria; Philodinida; Philodinidae.